Molecule: messenger RNA, 7680 nt
Organism: Toxotes jaculatrix (banded archerfish)
Lineage: Eukaryota; Metazoa; Chordata; Actinopteri; Toxotidae
Product: cilia- and flagella-associated protein 54-like
Exons: 57
Coding region: 1-7680 (2559 amino acids)
Biological process (GO): cilium assembly
Source: RefSeq, a predicted model, not a curated record
AUGGACUUGCCAGCUUCAUAUUACGGGAAACUUGAUAAAAGAAACCCAGUUAUUUCUGCUUUUGAACGGGACAUUAAUUCGUUUAUAGCACUAAUGAGACGAGUCGUUUCUUCAACCGGUCAAGACGACAACGGCUCUUAUGCUAAAGGGAUUAAAAUCCUGGUGGAGAUAUGGAGAAAGUACAAGCAUCGACUCCCUCCCAGGUUGUACCAGGAACGUAUGCUGCAGAUUGCAGAUUUUCUCUUUGGAAUAAAGUUGUACCAGCUGGCUCUUUGGCAGGGCUACAGUCUCCACCUGCAGGAGUUCAGCUUAGUGAGAAUCACUGACAUCACAGAUGUGGACCACUUCAUGGCCUGCUUCUUCCCUGAAGGUUUUGAUACUGACCAGGAUGCCUUUGCCAUGAAGAUCCGUGCAAUGCAGGGCUGUGCCCUGUGUAUAUUUGAGCAGGAGAAAAGGCACAGCGUCCUCAGCCAGAAGGGACUCUGUAGUCUACUGCGUGUGCUGAACUUCAUCAGGAUCAUGAUGCAGGCUUUUCAGCAACAUGAGCACCUCUGCUGGCAAAUAUAUAAUGGUUCGUUACACAUCUACACCAUCUGUCGGUAUCUGAUGACCAUGAAUUGUAGUGCACAGGCACUGGAGUACCUCCUGUGGGCAAGCAUCAGUUUAGAGCUGUCCAUCCCUCUGAUGACUGCUAAGUAUGUGCCAUGGAUUGUCACACUCUACUGUGCUGUCUGCCACUGUUACUAUGACAACCAGGCUGCAGUUCAGGCAGAGGAAUUUUCCAGGAGAGCCCUUGGAAAAAUCAAUGAGCUUGCAAAGCUGGAGGAGCAGAAUGAAGUUCCUGCCACCAGAGAGACUCAGAGAGCUUUUAAAGAAGCCUCUAUCAAGCUGGGUGCCAUGAUGUUCAAGCGGGCUGUGUAUGAGGCCAGAACAAGACCCAGAACCAUGUUCAGAGUCAGAACCAAAAGCACCCUUAAAGACAUACCUAAUGUGCCAUGGCCCCGUACUACAACAGAGCGUAUGCUAAUGGGACUGUUUGACAGCGGUGCCGCACAGUUCUUUGCCAUCUUAGAAGCACUUUGGGACAGCACCAAACACCCACUGCAAACAAAGAUGCCAGAUGAACCAGAGCUGCAGGAAGUGAUCCUGGAACUCCUGUCUGCUGGCAUCAGUAUAUUAUCUGGAGCAGCUACAAGUGAGCAAAAGUGUGAUGACCACACAUGCAUGUCCCUUAGUGCACUGACACCAACAUCGACUCUAAUGGACUUAGCCCUUACAGGAGAAAACAAAGUGCCCUUCACGUCUGCGGUGAGGUUCAUUAAGCUGUUGUUUCAGUACAAGCAACCAGAUGCAUUCACCGAACUUGCCAGAGAGAUGCUGCAGGUUUUGUCUGGUGUAGAAGGCCAGUCAUUCAGGAAGGCAGAGAUGGAGCUUGCUUUACUUGAUGGUUUCAAUAGUCUGCUGUCUUCCCAGAGGAGCCACCCUAAAGACGACAGCUUGAUUGAUGACAGACACAAGUCUUCAUUCUCAAUGAGCGAUGAGUUCAUUUGCCUUGUAGACACUCUGCACAAGUCUGUUUGUGGCUCUGCUCCAGAGGUGCAGCCAGAUGGAGACCUGGUUUUGGAUGUUGUGUUAUUUCUCUGGCGUAAAGUGAAGGUGGUGAUACAGAAGGAUAAACUGCAAAACCCAGUUUACCCAGAGUUUACAUGCUACCUUGAGAAGGUCGAUAAUUACGACAAGUGGCUGUGGUGUCUGUCUAGGCUGUGUGAGGUGGGCUUUGCCUGUGACCUGGCAUCUGUGGACUGCAUACUGAUGACAGAGAUGAUCCACACAUUGGUUAUACUGUUAGAGAGUGCAGCUGAACGCAGUAAUCAAACACAAAAUCCAGCUUCUGGGGCAGAUGGUGAUGGUGUGAAAUCAAGCUCUUUCUCUUUUCAUGAGAGUUCAAGCACAGAGCUGCUUCAGAAGGUGUGUGAGGUGGUGAGGAGAGGGCUUGAAGCUCUGGCAAAGGGUGCUGCUACGCUGCUGCCCCAAGACAGCUCAGCAAUCACUGACUCUGCCUUCAUGCAGAAGGAAAAGGAUGAGGUGGAAUCUAAGGCAGAAUCAAAUAUUAAAGGCUCUGGACACAUUCAGUCCUCACGUGUGCACCUGCUGACCACAGACCGUCAUCUGGAGCUAGAGAUCAUCCACCACAGGGCUUCCGUCAAGUUACUGCAGCUAAAUGCAGUUGCGGAGUCGGAACUGUUGGAUCGGAUCAAGAAGAACAAGGUGUCCAAGGCUCUUUUCCUGAUGCAGAAAGCCUUGCUGGCGUACAAUAACAUGGAACCAAAUCAGAGCAGCAAAACCAAGAGUCUGCUAGAGGAGGCCUCCUCCCUGAUGGAGAAAGCAGGAGUGGAGGAGAGAAGAUUGUACAUUGCUGCCACUUGUAAGACCAGAGCUGAAAAUAAAGACAGAGGACUGAAGGAGGAAGAAGAAAACCCUCCACCUCCCCCCAUCCUACUUUCACGCACUGACCACUCCUUAACCUUUACCCCAGCACCUUAUAAAUUGGAGAGACAGGUGUGCUGGUACCAGCUCUGCGGCCAUGCAGCUGAGGGCAUUAACCGAAAAGUCCGCCUCGGAGACUGCAGCCUGCCAGGAACUGGAAAUAUGGUACCAGCAGUAUCUGGUGAAUGUGUGCUGACGGUGGAGGGGCUGGUGCCCAACCAGAAAUAUAUGUUUGCUGUUGCAGCCUAUGACAGCCAGGGCAAGCUACUGGGCAAUGCCAUAGGGCGGACAACAUUCCCACUGCUGGCAUCCAUGCCUGUACCCCUGCUUUCUACAUGGGCUCACAUGGCUCAGGUGGCAUUUCAAACAGAACAGUAUGCCUUAGCAAAGAGAGCAUGCAGGGAACUGUGGAGCCACUAUACCUUCCCUGACCCUGGGUCCUACAGUACACAGGAUAGACUCGCUACCACAAGGCUGCAUGAACAGACCCUCAAGUGCUCCUCCCCUUGCCUGUGUCAGUUGUUCCUCACUUCCAUCUUCAUUGAGACAGAGAUCAACAUUCAGCAGGGAUCUCUCUACUGUGACUCAUUCAGUGAAAAUGGGCCGUUUAUCUGGGAACAGGAAGCCAGACUGGCAGAAUGUGAGCGAAUGCUGGUGGCAAUGGACUUGGCAAUGUGUUUGAAUGAUGGUAUCGCUGCUGUGCAAGCUGUACUAAUCUGUUAUGGCCUCUUGGCACCUCUAAUCUUCCAUCAGAUCACUUGCAAUCCAGUGGUACAGGUGCUAAAGAAAUGCUUGGUAGUUUUGGAGGAGAAUUCAGGGCUUAUCAAACAAAAAUGGACUGGAAACAUCUCAGAGUCAUUUAUGCACAUGAUAGCCUGCAUCACCUACUACCUGUCGAAGACAUUGCGUGUGCUCGGGGAGCAUCAAAUGGCUUUUGCAGUGAUGGACUGUAGUCGCAGGUUGCUCCAGGAUGUCUAUGACACCCAGCUGCAGAUGAGGAGACUUGCCAGUGAAGCUGUGGGUCUGAAGGCACUGCAUGUGAAAAACAAGCAAAGAAUCACAUCUGCAGCAGCUCUCACCACAGACAAUGAGAUGUCACGCCCACUGACUGGCUGUGACGAUCCCAACACAUUGUAUGAUCUGGUCUCCAGCAGCACAUUAAAAGACGCCUAUCAAGAUGUGAUGAAGCUCAGACGGAAGGUGUAUUUCGCUGAGUAUGCAGCGCUACUACUCCAGAGAACCAUGGAGGAAGGCCACUCAGACCUUGUAUUAAAGUGGGGACAAAGCAUAUUUGACUUUCUUUCCAGGCGUGAUGAGGUGAUGGGACUGUCCACAAAAUGUCUGGAAGGAAACAGUCACAGUAAAAGAAGAAAUAGUGUUCAGGCUCCUAAAGGAAACGAACCGUCCCAGAACAAGGGCACACCAUCUCAUGAUGACACAAGAAAGAAAAUAAAGCAGAAAAUGCCACACAGCAUGCUUCAGAGAGUGAGAACUCACAGGGAGAUGCAGGUCGUGGAGAACCUGCUAACCAUGAUGUCGUCUGUGGUGCAACGCCACAAGAAGCGGCUUCAGCUGAGGAACCUGUGCUGCGAGGAGAGAGUGUGGAGGUCACAUCUUAACUACAUCAUGGCUCAGGCACAUAUAGCACUGCUUUACCAGGGCCUGGACCAGCUACAUGGAGGAGCCCUGCAGCACAGGUACAGCCAGUUAAAUCACUUGUGUUUCUCUCUGGCCUACUCUGGUGUCCUGGUACGGAGGAACUCACAGCAACAGCAGUCUUCUAAAUGUGAGGUUAUCUCAGAGAGAGACUCCUCUCACCCCAGUCUCAGGGAUUACGUAGCUGCACACAAAGACACAGUUAGAGCUGAGGACUCUGACACAGAGGAAAGUUGUGAGGAGGUAGAGGACUCCUCUAAAGCGGUGGAACAGCAGAUUGAGAUGCAGAGGCACAGUGCUGCCUUACUGCUGGAGUCAUUUAACAAAGCUGCUUUACAUCUACGAAGGGCCAUGGUGUUUGCCCAUCGUGGCAGCCACUGGACCACUCUGCAGUGUGUGUGUCAGACUGUGUGGGACCAAAGCUGCAGAAUUGGUUCCCUAGUACAGACAUCUGUUCAGCUCGAACCUCACUCCCCCGUUACAGCAGAACAGCUGCACACCACUGUCACUCGGCUACUGGUGCUGGCUACUGACCUAAUCAUGGACAUGCUUAACAGACUAGGGCUGUGGAGUUUGUAUGACAGCGACUUGACUGAGGACGAACUAGAGUCCAGUCUUCAUUUCUCUGCCCCACUGGAUGACAGCACCCAGGUGGACCUGCGUUGGGUCCGCACUUUGGUUUUGCACACUCUGGAGCGGCUCCAUGAUAGUGGCAAAUGGGAAAACCUGGCCCACUUUGCCUUACUUUUCAACUCAUACACACGGGAUCAUUAUGCCUUGAUCGUAACUCCUCUACUAGUCCACGCACAGAGGAGGCUGCUUGAAAGGAUUAGGUGUUUUGGAGGACCUGCGGUUCCACAACCACACCAUGUCAAGACACAGAAAGCCACUGGCAAGGAGGUAACUUACAGGAGCUAUGCAGACUGCCAGCUGCUCAGUGGGUGGACCCCUCAUCAUCCACAGCAACCACCCAUUCAUAAAAAAGCAGCACUCACAAACUCCACUCCUCAACAUGCAGUUGAGCUUAAAGCUGCAGAAAUGCAGUGCUCCAUGUCCCUUGUGCGCGUUCCUCUGGAUGUAGAAGACACGCUGAGCUGUUACCGUCAAGCUCUUGAGAGAAGACCAUAUUGUCUUCAGGUCUUCCAGCACAGUCGCUCAUUACUGUUGCUGCUUCUGGCAUCCACACAACCCUGCUUUGCGGCACAGUGGCGGCACUGUCAGAGCAGGGGUCUCAGCCAUUCUGCAAGCCUGGUGAACUUCAGUCCCAUAGUUAUGCCCACUCCAAACAUUCAACCGUGCAACCUGACAGAGGAGGACUACAGUACUCCAAAUGCUCUCUACAGCCUCCCUAUCAGCAUUGAUCACAUACCGACUGUCACUGCUGCAUACUCCACCUCCAUUAAGUAUCUCCAAGCCAACGGUCAUGACUCCCUCAGAGUGCUGGCACUGCAUGAAAUGGGAAACCUGCAUUUCUACAACAGAAACACAAGGGCAGCACACUCAUGCUGGAGUAAAGCUGUAGAUUGCGCCUUACAGAGCUCAGGCACAGUAGAGAAAUGGGAUGGCGUAUCGUUUGGAAGUGACUCCCUACAACAAACCCUGAAACAGGCUGGCAUUUGGGGAUGUCUGCAGGCUGCUGGGCUUACUGCUAAGAUUGCACAGCAUAUCUUAGUUUCUGAUAUCAACCAGCGGACCAAGUGCUGUCUCCUUUCUGCUCACCUCUUCAAGUGUGUGCUGUGCUGCUCCCUGGCCCAACCCCAAGCUGACCUCCAGUAUGCCUCCCAUAGCAUUGGAGAUGAACUGCUUCCUGGAGUCGACCUUUUCUCUGAGCCUCACAGGGUUCACCUUGGUACCACUGUAACCAGCCUUAACUUCAUCUGCCACUGGCUUUUCACCACAGGCUACCAUAUCAUGCUACUUCCCAUGCUAGCCCUUUACCUACAUUUUGUGGGGACUGUGUGCAGAGAUGUGCAACGCACGGUUGAGGGCAGAAUACUAAAGAUACUUGCCCUUACUGAACUGUGUCUGUUCACUGAAGCUGUAAAGGAGGCAGUUCAGCUCACACAAGGAAUAGGCAUCCUGCUGCCCUAUGGGCACUACAUCGCCAAAGACAAUUACAAACCUGUGAAGACGUUCUACAGCAACAAGUCUCUUGUGGACAACACUGAGGCUUUGGAAGAACUUGUGAACUGUGACUUUGCUCCAGUGGUCCGAACGUUGUAUGGAUCCACAUUGUGCCUCCGAUUGAACCUGGCUCGUAUUCAACUAGUCCUGGCUCUCAGUAACACCGUACAUGGCUCUCCUGUGCCAGAUUCUGUUGAAGGAGAAGCUUGUGCCAGCAUAAGAAGUUCUUCAGUGAACUCAAAACACCAUGAACAGGAUGAACUGGACACUGAGAGCUGCUGUCAAAAGACAGAUGAGCCAAAAGUGCUGGAUCUUGAUACAGAGAAGGAGAAGCUCACUCCAGAGAGGAUUAAGUUCCUUUUGUUAGAAGGAGCAUCCUCCUUGUUGGACUCCAUUUCACAGCAGCUCCCAUCUCAGUGCAGCAGUGAAAUAGAGAAACUGGAACUUGUAAUAGAGUCCAGCCUUCUAAAAGCCAACCUCUACCUGCAGCAAGGAUGCACUGCACUUAGUUCUGAGGUGGCAGUUUCAUCUUUGGAGCUGCUGCAGACGUCUCCUGUAAUCAUGGGGGGACCCAUGCCUGGCUCUCAGAAACCUGUGUCUGAGCUCCCACACCCCAGGACUGGAAUUGAACAGGGUACUAAAGAUUUCAGCGUGUCAAACCCUCCGCAUGAAGACUGUCCCAGAGCAGUUGAGGCUAGUGAGAGAAUUGGAGUUUGCCUGUGGCUGCGUUGUCGCCUGGCACUGGUCCGCAGCCUGGCUACAUGCAUCCCGUACACCGCUUCCCUUAUUCCAGGUAAGAACAUUAACGAGGAGGCAGCUCAGGUGUUACAGGAGGGUCUUGAUGAAUGUGCGCUAUGGGGAGACCUUGAUGCUCAAGCCCUUUUAAUGGUCGAAUUUGCGGAAUUGGAAGCAAAAAGAGGCAAGACUGAUGACAGCAUGGCAGUACUGCAGGAAGCAGUGAGCCUGCUGUCAGGACGGACAUGCAUACCACCAGGGUCCAGUGUGACACUGGCCCGGGCCACUUUGCUGCUCAGUGACCUGAAAAGAGCACAGAGCACUACACUUUUAAAACUGACACAAAAACUACUCCAAAAGCAGCUGUGUGUUUUUGGUGAGAAUGUGGUGUUGGAUGAUGGAAAAGUGUGUUUCUGUCCUCCCGGACCCCGCAACGUCUACCUCCCGUACCUCAGCAUACUGGAUCAGACCACUUUGCGAAUCGGUCAGGUUUCUGCUGAGGAUCUCAGUACCAUGGAAAUGCCAGUCCCUGCACAUGCAUUACAGCCCACUUCCAAACAGCAUUUGCAUGAUUCCAACCAGACUGAGGGAGACUCUGAAGUACCAGUUCCGUCUUUGAGCAACCCAAGCACCUCCAGUCCUACAAGCCCCCCAUGCUCAGUCAGAGAGCCAGAAUAG